This is a messenger RNA of Sclerotinia sclerotiorum 1980 UF-70, 480 nucleotides long. RefSeq lists its product with no specific name. The transcript is spliced from 2 exons. Bases 1 to 480 code for a protein of 159 amino acids. Lineage: Eukaryota; Fungi; Ascomycota; Leotiomycetes; Helotiales; Sclerotiniaceae. The record is from RefSeq and is a predicted model, not a curated record.
AUGCAGAACACAUUCGAACAUUACAAAACCGAGAUUAGGCGUUUGUUCUUCUCGGAACAUUUGACCAUAUCUGCAAUUCAGGAAAUCAUGAGAAAGAAAUACGGCUUCAGUGAAUCAAUAUCAGCAUACAAGACAAAGCUGGCAGAAUGGAACAUGUUCAUCCCACUCUCAAGCAGCACCAGAAUCGGAAAGCAUCAACAUCUUUUCGGCAACAGAAGCCGACCCGAGCGUCUGUGUAAAAUCCCGAGGGUUAUUCCCCGCUCAGUUCCCUUGACACCUCCAUUGAGCCCUCCAGCUUUAAGGCAUCAAAAUGGAAACGCUCGCAUCAAGCAAGAACGUGCCGCUCCUUGCUCGAUAUCUCUGAUCGUCCACUCGGGCGAGAAGAAAUCGAGAGACUCAUUCUACCAAGACGAAUAUAUCGUCAUCCUGGCGGAACUCCGUGGAAGACUUGGAGCUGCACUCGGUCGGGAAUCUGGUUGA